AUACCAACCAAGCUAGCUAGACAGAUCACAGACUCAUUUAUAUUAUAUCUUAUAGAAAAUAAUAAAAAGCUGUGUUUUGUUUUGUGGGUUUUGGUGGAGGAGAACGAUGACGGUCGGAGCAGGGAUAACGGCGGCGGAGGGCAACUUGACGGUGUUGGGGCACACUGUGCUGGUGGAUGUUCCUGACAACAUUGUUGUCACUCCCGCCGCCGGUGCUGGUGAUUUGGCUCGUGGGGCAUUCCUUGGUGUUGUUUCUGAUCAGAUUGGUAGUCGCCGUGUGUUCACUCUCGGCAAGCUUCAGGGGUUGCGUUUCAUGUGUGUUUUCAGGUUCAAAAUGUGGUGGAUGACACAGAGAAUGGGUUCUUAUGGAAAAGAGGUUCCAUUUGAGACUCAAUUUUUGAUUGUGGAAGCUCAUGAUGAUGAUCAAUCUUCACUCUACACUGUUUUCUUACCCAUUCUUGAGGGUGACUUCAGGGCUGUUCUUCAAGGGAAUCAACAUGAUGAGCUUGAAAUCUGCUUAGAAAGUGGUGACCCUUCUGUUGUGGAUUUUGUGGGAAGUCAUUUGGUGUUUGUUGGAGCUGGAUCAGACCCUUUUGAUGUUGUCACUAAUGCUGUCAAGACUGUUGAAAAGCAUUUACAGACAUUUUGUCACCGUGAGAGAAAGAAGAUGCCAGACAUGUUGAACUGGUUUGGAUGGUGUACAUGGGAUGCUUUCUACACUGAUGUCACUUCAGAGGGCCUUAAGCAAGGAUUGGAGAGCUUAGAGAAGGGUGGAAGUCCUGCGAAAUUCGUCAUAAUCGACGAUGGUUGGCAGUCUGUUGACAUGGAUCCUACUGGUACUGAACACAAGGCAGAAAACUCAGCAAACUUUGCAAACAGGUUAACACAUAUUAAAGAAAACCACAAAUUUCAGAAAGAUGGCAAAGAGGGUCAUAGAGUGGAGGAUCCAGCUUUAGGUCUUCGCCAUAUUGUGUCUGAUAUUAGAGAAAAACAUGCUUUGAAGCAUGUUUAUGUGUGGCAUGCAAUAACAGGCUACUGGGGUGGUGUUAGACCAGGAAUUACCGAAAUGGAACACUAUGAAUCCAAGAUGACUUAUCCUGUUUCAUCCCCUGGAGUUCAGUCCAUUGAGGCUUGUGAUUGCUUGGAAAACAUUACCAAGAAUGGUCUUGGACUUGUGAACCCUGAGAAAGUUUUUAACUUCUACAAUGAGCUUCACUCCUACCUCUCAUCAGCCGGCGUGAAUGGUGUUAAAGUUGAUGUUCAGAACAUUCUUGAGACUCUUGGGGCAGGCCAUGGUGGAAGGGUGAAACUGGCUAGAAAAUAUCAUCAGGCAUUGGAGGCAUCUAUUGCCAGAAACUUUCCUGAUAAUGGGAUUAUUUCUUGUAUGAGUCAUAACACAGAUGGUUUAUACAGUGCUAAACGAAGUGCGGUUAUAAGGGCUUCAGAUGAUUUUUGGCCUAGAGAUCCAGCCUCGCACACAAUUCAUAUUGCAUCAGUUGCUUACAACACUGUUUUCCUUGGUGAAUUCAUGCAGCCUGAUUGGGAUAUGUUUCAUAGCCUGCAUCCAAUGGCGGAAUACCAUGCAGCAGCACGAGCAGUAGGAGGAUGUGCUAUCUAUGUUAGUGAUAAGCCUGGUCAACAUGACUUCAAUCUUCUGAAGAAGCUUGUUCUUCCUGAUGGUUCAAUCUUGAGGGCCAGACUACCUGGAAGACCAACAAGGGAUUGUUUAUUUUCGGAUCCUGCCCGAGAUGGAAAAAGCCUUCUGAAGAUUUGGAACAUGAACGCAAUUUCUGGAGUUGUUGGAGCCUUCAACUGCCAGGGAGCAGGGUGGUGCAAGGUUGGGAAGAAGAACCUUAUCCACGAUGAACACCCAGGCACAGUCACUGGGGUUAUUAGAGCCAGAGAUGUUAAUUAUCUGCACAAGGUGGCUCAUAAGAACUGGAGUGGUGAUGCUGUCAUAUUCUCCCAUCUUGGUGGAGAAGUAGUGUAUCUUCCCAAGGAUGCAUCUUUGCCAGUGACACUAAAAUCAAGAGAAUACGAAGUGUUUACUGUGGUUCCAGUGAAGGAGUUGUCCAAUGGAGUGAGAUUUGCUCCAAUUGGGCUAACGAAGAUGUUGAACUCAGGAGGAGCCAUUAAAGGAGUGGAUUAUUAUGAUGAUGAGUCCAAAAGAGUGGAGAUGAGAGUUUGUGGUUGUGGCUUGUUUGGAGCUUAUUCAUCCACAGCACCUAAGAGAGUUGUAGUUGAUUCAGAGGAUGUGGAAUUCGAAUUCGACGAAACAUCUGGUUUGGUGAGUGUCGUUUUGAGAGUUUCAGAGCAAGAAUUGCACCUUUGGAACAUAACCAUUGAGCUCUAGAGUCUAGAGUAGAGUGUUGUUUAACUUGUGUUGAACAUAGCUUUUCAUUUAUCAUAACCGAACUCAUUUUAAUGCCAUGUUAUAUCAUGUGUUAAAAAUUAGUAUCCAUUACUCAUUUGUGGAAGUAUUAUAAGCCAAAAUCUCAAUUGUAUUGCA
This is a messenger RNA of Humulus lupulus (European hop), 2509 nucleotides long. RefSeq names its product probable galactinol--sucrose galactosyltransferase 1. The transcript has 13 exons. The record is from RefSeq and is a predicted model, not a curated record. The coding region runs from base 107 to 2353 and encodes 748 amino acids. Lineage: Eukaryota; Viridiplantae; Streptophyta; Magnoliopsida; Rosales; Cannabaceae.